AUGUCUAGUGAUUCGAAAGAUACUAUUAGAACAUUGAUUUCUAGGUUCAAUUAUAAAAGAGUGCUUAAUUCAAAUCCACAAUUCAAAGUCAUCUCUUUACUUGGCACAAUCGAUGGUAAAAAUGCAAUUUUGACAGUAGAAAAGACCCAUUUUAUGUUCGAAGAAAACAUUCAACUACAACAACAAAAACCAUCGAUUUAUAGCAACAGAAACAAUAAAAGCACUAGAGAUAGUAAAGAAGCAUCUCACCAUCCUCAUUCCCAUCCACAUCCCUAUGCUCAUGCCUCGCUCUUCAAUCAAUUAAAAGCAGAAUCACCGCCCCCAUUAUAUUAUCAUUGUAAAAAUGAAUAUUCUUGCGUACAAGGUCUACAAGAUAUUAAACAAAUUACUUCAAAUGACGUCUAUUAUUGGGGCGUUGGUAUUAUCAAACAAGAUCUAAACAAAAGUCCAACUGCAAGAAUCAACCUUAUUUGGCCCGCCAAUUAUAUUCACAUAAAAAGAUUCGAUCAACAGAAUUUGCAUUUUGUAAUCGAAACUCCCGCCACAUACAUGCAGGUAGUCAAGCCUUAUAUCGAUGAACAAGUAAACGAUAACCAGAGUCUCAAGUGGAUCUAUAGGAUCUUGUACGAGGGUUCUGAUAACGAUAGAGUUUUAUAUAAAGAAGAUGAAGAUAGGGAAAGAGGUUUUUUGAUUUUGCCUGAUACAAGAUGGGACGGCGUCAACAUUGAAACUUUAUACCUUGUUGCAUUGGUCUAUAGAGACGAUAUCCGAUCUUUAAGAGACUUGAAACCUGUUCAUAGAGAAUGGUUGAUCGAAUUGAAUAAAAAAAUUAGAUCCAUUGUCCCUGCUUGCUACAAUUUUAUGGUCCGCUCCGAUGAAUUGAGGAUCUUUAUCCAUUAUCAACCUUCAUAUUAUCAUUUCCAUCUCCAUAUUAUUAAUACUAGGUAUCCUGCAGGUAAUGAAGGUCUAACUGUUGGGAAGGCUGUCCUUCUGGAAGACGCAAUUGAAGCGUUAACAUAUUCAGGCCCUGAUGGGUAUAUGGAAAGGACAAUAUCGUAUUCAAUUAGCGAAAACCAUGAUCUUUGGAAAAGAGGUUUGGAGUCUGCAAAUCAACAACAGUUUGAUAAUAUGGGGAUUCCUAGAACACCUGAGAUUGGAAAUUAA
Molecule: messenger RNA, 1164 nt
Organism: Arxiozyma heterogenica
Lineage: Eukaryota; Fungi; Ascomycota; Saccharomycetes; Saccharomycetales; Saccharomycetaceae
Gene: DCS2
Product: 5'-(N(7)-methyl 5'-triphosphoguanosine)-(mRNA) diphosphatase
Exons: 1
Coding region: 1-1164 (387 amino acids)
Biological process (GO): deadenylation-dependent decapping of nuclear-transcribed mRNA
Cellular component (GO): P-body; nucleus
Molecular function (GO): hydrolase activity; RNA 7-methylguanosine cap binding
Source: RefSeq, a predicted model, not a curated record